Messenger RNA from Condylura cristata (star-nosed mole), 6502 nucleotides. RefSeq names its product actin-like 10 (gene ACTL10). The transcript has a single exon. Lineage: Eukaryota; Metazoa; Chordata; Mammalia; Eulipotyphla; Talpidae. The record is from RefSeq and is a predicted model, not a curated record. Bases 4173 to 5297 code for a protein of 374 amino acids.
AACAUCACUGAGCACCUUUUACUAGGAGCAGCAGAUACCAGACACCUCGCUUUCUGUCUUAACACACACACCCCAGCACCCACCACAGCCCAUUUACCAGCUUCCCUCUUCCCUCCUAAGACCCAGAGGCUGCCCAAGUCCUGUGCUGCUCAUCUUAGGCUUCUCAGACUCCCAACUUCUCCCACUUGUGCCUCAAUUUCCUCAUUUACAAAAUGGAGGGUUGAUAACAACCCCAGGCUAUUGAGAGGCUGGAAAAAGUUAAUUCCUCUACAAGUCUCAGGCCAGUGCCUGGCACAUAAGUUCUCUACAAGAACUCUCAAUAUUUUUAUUGUCAAACACAGUACUGACAGGAACCCCGCCCACCUGCACAAGCCACACUAAUAAAUUUCAUGAGAACCGCACGCGCUUUCCAGGCUUGCUGCCAUCUGCUCACAGCCUGCAGUGGGAGUCCAGGGAGACACGUCAUCGGGUGCUUGCCCCCCUCUCCAAGGGCCCCCAGAGGCUUUGUCUUCUGCACUUGGUUGCCUGAACUCAACACCAUGAGGCCCUCUGGGCCCAGCUUGUGACCUGGGGGCCAGGACAGAGGGGAGACUGGGAGACAGCCAGUAGUUUCUGUCCUGUUUCAAGACUUAAGUCUUCAGACUUCUCAGCCAUGUUCUGAGUUCUCUAAUGUUCUUCCAGUAUAUUUUAUUUUACUACUUAGGGUGACUGAUUAUAGUUUCUAUUGCUUGCAACCAAAGAACCCAGCUGACACAAGCAGCCACUCUUGUGCCAGACUCAAGCAAAAUUUCAUUUAAUCUUCAGAACCUCUUACAGGACCCAUAAUUGACCCCAUUUUGCUGAUGUUAGAGCCAGGAUUCAAACAAGGCCAUAGAAGUUCCUUGCUCUCACCACUAAGUUCCUUAUAAGCGAUGCCUGAUUUCUGAUCCUUACUCAGAGUGACAGCUGAGAAACAAAAGCCUGAAGUCACAGAUUUGCCUGUGGGGAGCUCAGAGCUUGGAGGGGGUGAGGUCAAACCAUGAGGUCACAAUGUGGCUUCCCCAAGAGGGCAAAGGCAGAGGGACCCCUGGGGCCAGAUGGCUGGGCAGAGAGACAGCAUGGCUUGUGGCCCCUAAUGGUGACCACCCCUACCAUGGGAAACAAUAGCUCCCACAAGAAGACCAGACUGCCCAAGCAGCCCCUCAAAGAGAGGCUGCCCAACAUGGACAAGGCCCAACCCAAAAUGCAGUUUUUCAGCAACCUCAAGCAGAAGCAGCCCAGAGUGAGUGCGGGGGCCCAAAGGAAGGUGGGGGUCAGGGUGACCCAAGCAGGAGACCCUGAGUCCAGGGGUUUUGGGAAUACGCCUUAGGAGGAUGAAGGGGGUAAAGGCCUCCUCUCCCAGGGGACCCCUCUGCCUCUGCCCUGCCCAGGGGUGCCCCAUGUGACAGCAUGGUUUGGCCUCUCCAUCUCCAGGAAUCCACCCAGAAACAGAGAUGAGUGAAAUGAGAACGCAGGAGGGUGGGACAGAUGGGGCAUUGGCCCUAAUUGGUGCCACUGGCCUUAUUCCCCCUUUCCACGCCCUGGGCAGGGGUCCCAGACCAUGAUUGGCGGGGGACCCCGAGGGGUGGUGACGGCCCCAGGGUCAAGGAUGGAAGGCUGACAGAGAUGCCUGAAAUGUGAACAGACUGAGGUUCCAGGAGGUCAGCUUGGGUGGGUGCGGGUUUCCAGAGGAGGGACAGGGGUCCCGAACCACAGGUCAAGGUGGCACGGCUGAAAAAGAGGGCAUUACUGGGACAGAAAAGGGGUGGCUGGGGGACCCCGAGAGGUAGGUGGGGCACGCUCGUGCUCUCACACGCCCCCCACAAUCCGCUUCCCACUCUCAGGCCAAGGUAGUGCUGCUUUUCCCCCGGGGGAAAGCCGAGGUGUCGGCGGGCUCCGGCGCUCAGCAGCCCGAAGGGAGGGGAGAAGAUGAGGCGGACACCCCCACCCCGGAGUGCUCCCAGGCGGUGGCGCCCAUGCUGCGGGGAGCCGGCGACGGCUCGGGACGGCGCGACAGCGCGCGCGCGCGCGAGAUGAGGAAGAUCCUGGUCCUGCUGCUGCUGCUGGACGCGCCCGAGGAGGAGCGCCCCGCGGGGGGCGCAGCCAAGGGCGUGCGCGGCUGGCAGCGGCUCUACGCGCGCCUGCUGAACCUGGGGUCCGCUGACCCCGGGGAGCAGCCGCGCAAAAGGCGCCGCCCCCCUCGCGCAAAGCACUGAGCUCCCCACCCAGCCCCCGGUUCUGAGGCCGGCCCGAUAGAGUGCACAGCAACCCUGGCACCUGCUGGCAGGCUGAGCCAUCUGCCAUCGGCGGGGGUGAGUCGGGGGAAGCCGAUACCCCGCACAAGACUGGAAUAAACUCAACUACUGAAGGCUGCCUGAAGCCAACGCUGUUUUCCCCCUUCCUCCCCGUUACCUAAAAGUCUGAAACCCUGCCCAAAGCUGGGGAGAGGGCGCACCCCCACCUCCUAGGGGAGGUGAGUUUGGGCGAAUCCAGGCCCAGCCACUCUAGGAAGGGCCUGCUUCCAGAAGCAUCUGGCAUUUCCAAGAGUCGCCAGGAUUCACAAAUCGUUCUCAGAGUGGGGGAGGGUGCCCCUGACAAACACCCAGAAGGAUCAGCAGGGUGGGCCUCUGACUCAUUCUGCCUGUGAGAGCCACCCCGGAAGAGGCAGGGGCCCCUGGACCUCUGACCCCUCACUCCUACCCCACUCUUGGUAACCCCCAAGAUACUCAGUCACUCACCUCCAGCCUACCCUGUCCCAUCCCUUUCUCCACGUUGCAGUCAAAGGUUUCUUCCAAACCACUCACCUGUCUCACCUGUGUGCCCAGAAGCACACACUGGUUCUCCGUUGCUCCGAGGGGAGCGAGAAAACCAGUUAGGGGUGUGCAGGCCCUUCCUGCCUUCCUCGCUAGGGCUCUCCCCCUUCACUCCUGCGGGGACCAUACUGCCACUAGUGGUCUCCAGCUGAAGCUCACUCCCCAUCACCUUGAGAGCCCCGCACAUUUUCUGUGGACAGACCCCUGUUGCUGCUUUCACUCUCCCGAGGCCCAACUGGUACUACCCCAACUCUCCAGACCUGCAGCCCGCCUUCCACUGGUGACCGGCCCGAAAUGUGCCCUGAGGGGGCAGAUUCAGCAGAAGUGACUACAAUUAAGGCUGAAUGAAGAUGGACUUUCUCAGUGUCCACACCAUCAACGUUCUCUCCACCUGGUAAUAAAACCCCUUCUUGGACUUAGAGCUCACUGGAUCUUCCUCCUGCAACAGAAUGAGACUCUGCAGAGACAAGAAGCGGCCGUUUCCCUGAGUUGAGGCUUAUUACUACUUGGUGGAGGAAGAAGCCGAGCUCGGGGAGAUUUGGACUUGCAUGGGGGCGCACUGUGCGCCAGCUUGGUGACUGUCACAAACUCAGGCCCCCUCGACCACACGGAGCCCUGUAAGGCCCGGAUACAGCUGCUUGGGAGCCCUGGGCCGCGCAGUCACAGGUCCUCCGGAUGCAGCUUUCUCUCCACCAGAGAGGGGAGGGGUCGCACAGCUGACCAGAGUAUGUCAGAUAGUCCCGGGUGAUCUGGGGAAGAAGUCAGAUUGGUUGUGCUGGGUGCCCCGGGUGCCCAUUCUCAGCUUUGGCCGACAGCACGGGUCCGGGGCAACCUCCGCGGAGAGGGCUGCGGAAGCAUAGCAGGUUCUUAGGCCUGAGGUCACAAUGAGCCCAAGUUCUCUCCUUUCUUUCUCCGACCACCCCUCCCACCUCCGCAGAUGACACUGCCACGGGGUCUCUUCAUCCCCAGAGAGCUGCGCUCCAGUUGCCUCCCGGUAUCCGAAAGAAUUCAGCCCGCCGCUGACCACCCACCGAUACAAGGCUGAGGAGUGGAGCGCACCCAGAGGCGAGUCCUCAGGAAGGGGCGGUGGGGGUGCUGGAAGCCUGGACGCGAGUUGGCCUGCGGAGGGGCCCAGGUGAGCCCACCUGCCUUCGGAGGAGCGGCGGGGCCUCACACCUGGGGCGGAGUCAGAAACUGAAAAAAGACUGGUCGGGACCGGCGACUGCCCAGAACGCCGUCCCCGGGUGCGGACAGCAGAGGCCCGGCCUCUGGUCCGGUGAGCCUUUGGCCAGAAGGCGGCGCCCGGCCCGGAAAGUGGCGUCGGCCGUGGGGAGCCGCCGCAUGGUGCCGCCGCCCUUAACGGGUCACAUCGCGGUGGUGGUGGACCAGGGUUCCGGCUUCACCAAAGCGGGCUUCGCUGGCGAGCACCAGCCGCGCCUGGUGCUGAAGAGUUCCAGCCUGGUGCCCAGCGGGGACCGGCCGGUGCUGCCCGGCACGCCAGGCUGCGAGCUAGCCCGCGGCGUGGCGCGGGCGCACCCCAUCAAGCACGGCGUGGUGGUGGACUGGGAGGCGCUGGAGGGCCUGUGGGAGCGCCUGCUGGUGGGGGGCCUGCGGGUGUGCCCAGAGCAGUGCCCUGUGCUGGUGAGCCACUCGCCGUCGGCGCCGCCCGCGGGCCGCGAGAGGACAGCCGAGCUGCUGUUCGAGGCGCUGGCAGUGCCAGCGUGCCACAUGGCCAGCACCGCCUUGCUGGCGCUCUGCUCCACCGGCGCCUGCAGUGGGCUGGCGGUAGAGGCGGGCGCCGGCGUGUGCCACGCCACGCCCAUUUAUGCAGGCCACUCGUGGCGCCAGGCCACCUACCGGCUGAACGUGGCAGGCAGCGCCCUGUCGCGUUACCUGAGGGACCUGCUGGCGGCAGCGUGCCCCAACCUGCAGCCGCAGACCCUGCCCCGCAAAGCCAUCACACAGCUCAAGAAGCGCAUCUGUUAUGUGUCACUGGACUUUGAGGGAGACCUGCGGAACCCCGCCCGCCACCAUCCCGCCAGUUUCUGCUUAGACGAUGGGUGUUCCCUCUGCCUCCGUAGCGAGCGCUUCCGCUGUCCAGAACCCAUCUUCCAGCCCUGCCUGCUAGGCCAGCCUGAGCCGGGGCUGCCCACACUGGCCUUCCAAGCACUGCAGAGAGUGCCCGCAACACUGCGGAGACGCCUGGCCGACACAGUCGUGCUGGCCGGCGGCUCCACGCUUUUCCCUGGCUUCACCGAGCGCCUGGAGAUAGAGCUUGAGGCCCAGUGCCGGAGGCAUGGCUAUGGGGCGCUACGGCCACGCCUGGUGGCCACACCUGGGCGUGGCACAGCAGUGUGGACAGGCGGCUCCAUGAUGGCCUCCUUGAGCUCCUUUCAGUGCCACUGGAUGACCCGGGCCAUGUACCAGGAGUGUGGCUCCAGGGUGGUGCAUGAAGUGUUCAACUGAGUCCUGCUGGACUGGAGGGGCUGGUGCCACAGGUGGCCAGAAGCAGAGGUCCAGUGGACCGAGCUGCAACUAUGAGAGGCAUCAAGUGCCAGAUAAAAGUCUCAGGUGACUGGAACUGGCAGCAUCAUGUGGUGAUGGGUCCCCCCAGCCCUUUUCUCAGCCAGGGGCACUGGAGGGAGGGGUAAAGGGGAGAUUCCCAGGGACCCUGAAUUUGCCCUGAGGAGUUUGGAAACCCCCCUCAACCAGUGCCUGUGGAGAGAACGACAGUCCAGCUGUCCACCCCUAGGGUCCUGUUUUCAUGGCAACAAGGAAAGUGAUUCCCCACUUGUGUCCAGAUUAUAGGUACAGCAGUCCUCACAGCACGCCAUGCCCUCCUCGUGUGCUGUUUGGAUAUCCACCCCAUGCCAAACCCCAGGGGCGGACCCUCCGAACAGUACUAAAUCCCACAUGAAAACAACCAGAAGGGAACUCCCUUGUCCCCAUCUGCUCAGUUGACCAUUAACUUGAUGAGGACUUCAAUUUCUCCCCUUAUGUAAAAAGUGGGUCAGGCACAAUCAGUGCCACUCCCCUGCCCCCUUAUUAAAAGUUGGGGACAAAGAGAGGAGACGGCUCUGAGCAGGAGCACACAGGGAAGGAGAGCUUGUGCUCUCUUUGAGCCUACCACCCAAUCACUUGGGCCCUGUUUAUGCGUGUACAUGUGCCCUCCACACCUGCUCACAGACACAAGAGUGCACGCAUGCCCCCCUGCUCACACAUGCCCUCAGGCCAGGUCCUGCCCCAACAGGCUCCACACACCAGCACGCAAGCACAGGACUGUGGAUGUGUGAGCACAACCCACUCCAGGCCAUGGCUGCUGGGUUCUGGACUUUGAUAGCUCACAACAGGUCUGGCCAAUAACAAAAACAGUGGCAUGAUCAGCUCCAGGUAUCAGGCAUCUACUAGGUGCCAGGCACAGUUCUAGAUGCUGAGAAUAGAGAACAAGACAGACAAAAAUCCCCGCCUUCGUUCUCAUUUGACUGUCACAACAAAUGUAAGGAGACAGGCUCUACUAUUACCUCCAGUUUACAGUGUAGGAAAGUAAGGCUCAAAGAGGCAGCCGGAAAGUGGGAAAGUCCAGGUUUGAGCCCAGGUAUCUAAUGCCAGAGCCCUGAGCCAGAUGGUGGAGGCCACAGCACAGCGGCCACCCCUGCCCUUCGCUCUGGCCC